Messenger RNA from Pseudovirgaria hyperparasitica, 876 nucleotides. RefSeq lists its product as uncharacterized. The transcript is spliced from 2 exons. Lineage: Eukaryota; Fungi; Ascomycota; Dothideomycetes; Acrospermales; Acrospermaceae. The coding region runs from base 1 to 876 and encodes 291 amino acids. The record is from RefSeq and is a predicted model, not a curated record.
AUGCGUGCGACUGGGGAGAAUAGGGGAAUUGUGAAGGUCGAAGGUGUGAUGUAUGAUCACUCCAGGAACUGGACCGGAUUUGGGUCGAGCUCAGGGGGUUUCAAGCCAGCUCGUGUAGAAGCCAUCAUGGAGGCUGGUUCAAAGUCGUUCAGUGAAAGAUAUGCUCUGCUGGAGCUGCAAUUCGAAGGCAUCACAGAAGACUGGCGCUCGGACUGUGUGAUUUCAGGUCUUGGCAUGGACAGGAAUGAACAGAGACUGCGCACAUCAUCCUCUAAACCAGACGAUAGCUAUCCUGUGACCUUCAUCAUCAUCACUAUCGAUCAUCAGCACCACACAAUUCUCUUCUCUGCUACUCCCGCAAGCUUUGACUCUCGACCUACUUCAACCUCAUUCAACACACACUCAACACAACCAUUCAAAGCCUUUGCAUACCAGACACCACCUCUCACAACUCACCAUCACACCUCUACAAUGCUCACAUUCGUGGGCUUCCCCCACAUGUUCCACACAGCAUACCCUCCUCACGAUGUCAUCCACCCCCUCCCUCCUCCCUCGACAGCGCCCACCCCCUCCACCGCACCGCCAUCUCUCCUCUCACCAUACUACUCCUCCUCCAACAACGAGGACGAAGACGGAGACCAAGACCGGGACGGAGAAGGAGAGGAAGAGGAAGAAGAAGAAGAAUACUUCCGCCGCUUGGCAGCCGUGCUGCCCCCUGGUCCCCCAUUCCGCCCUACAAGCUCCCAGCAUGCAAGGGCCCGCGUUACUUGGGCCAAGUGGAUGCUCAAGCGGGGUCUGCGUACCCUGGGAUACGCGCUGGCGGAUGGGCUGGUGUGGGUUGGAGGUUUGCUCUGGGUUGGUCUGAGGGCUGUUUGA